GUCAGUAUUCCACACAUCGGUGGCCAAGACGGCACAACACGACGUACCUGGAAACACGAUAUCCAUCUCUACGUGGUGACUCCGUCCGCAUCCUUCGCAUCAAGCCAGGCGGCGGGGCUUUUGAUCAUCGCGACGACCGGCAGUCUGUAUCCUGCCUCGGACGACCAGUCACCUGUGAGCAGCCCCGCAUGUAGCCGCGUGGUCAAAGACCUGCGGGAAGGCGACAGAGCGAGCAAGGAUCCAGACGAGAUAGCCGUGCGCUACCGCAAGAUCAAGGACGCAUGCGCCACCCUCUCCCGCUCGCCGUCGCGCUACAUCGCGGCACUCUGUGCGACGCUAAACCAGAUUCUCCGCGACGAAUACGAGAACCUCGUCGUCGAGACCGAGGCGAAGGUCCUCCGGCGCGACGCGAGCCUCGUCGCGAGCGGGUCCUUCGUCCCGCUCUCCUCCAUCCGCGCCACCUUCGCCGAGUGGGACGCUCCGCUCGCUGCCCUCGAGAAGCUCAUCGAGGACCUGCAGGACAAGCGGUACGCGCAGCCGGGGCCGCUCGUCGACCUGCUCCUGACGCGCUCGCACACGGGUAUACACCGGAUAGCGUCGAUCUACUCUCGGCUGUGUGAUGCGGUACAGCGCGUCUGGAUCGCCCAGCUGCAGGCGUUCGUCGUGCAUGGGACCGUGUCGGACAAGGACCCGCUGGCAUCGAAGGACUACACGCUGCUUGAAGGGUCUGUCCCAUCGUGCCUGUCCGCACAGUCGAGAGAGUCUAUAGCGUACGUCGGCCGCGCCAUCGGUACUGUGAAAGCGGCGAAGUGGAUACGCCAGUUCCCUCGCAUCCUAGCUGUCGAGCAUACGCAGUUACUAGAAACAGUCUUGCCGCAAGAUCAGUACGCAUUUGAUCGAGUCAUUGCAGACAUCAGGACGACAGUCAGUGAGUGGCUUUGGCACAACGUCUUGACCCGCAAGGACGUUGAGGUCGCCGUUGAUUCGCUCGCCAACUAUUUCCUGCUCAGGAAUGGAGAGUUUGCGCUGUCCCUUAUUAGAGAGAUUGAGCGGCUCAAGAUCUCACGGCUGACCGGUCGGUCGGGGCCAUCAACCAUGAUCAGGGAACAAGACCUACAGCUCGCACUUCUCCGUGCCUCGCUAGGCACAACAGCCCAACACGAUCCAUCUCUUUCCCACUUGCGCUUCCGCCUCCCCUCGGGACCCCUCCGACCCCUGCUCCCAUCCCUGAUCACCGCGCCCGUCCUGCCCAAAGACCAGUCUACCUCCCUCUCACCCUCGGAGCCCACCGUGUUCGACGACCUCCUUCUCGGCACGCCGCUCGUGCUCGCAUACAGCGUCUCGUGGCCGCUCGAUCUCUUCUUGCACACGUCGGACCUGCAGGCGUACGGUGCGCUCUUCGCGUACCUCUCCGCGUUGCGCAAGACACACACACGCGUCCACACAUGCUGGACCGCGCUCUCGAACGCACAGCGGGCGCGGCGGCGCUGGACAGGGCUCGGCGAGGGCGGUACCGAGGAGGAUCUGAACGCGCGCAAGGAGCUGCUGCGCUGCGGGUGGGGUGUCGUGCGCGAGAUGAGCUGGUUCCUGGACACGCUGCUGGGAUAUGUGAUGACGGACGUUGUGGAUGUGGAGUUCAGGAGGCUCAAGGGGAUGCUGCUCGAGAAGACGUCGGACGUCGUGAAGCACGCGACCGGCGGCCAGUCUAUUCCGGCGCCUGGCAGCGAGGGAGCUGACGGACAGAUCGAGGCUUCGCAUUCUGCGUCUACCCUGCCUGCGUCACAGAGUAGCUCCUCGAACGCCGGAUCAACCAGCCUCGAUUUUACCACACUGCGUAACAUUCAUACGACCUACCUGGAGCGUCUGAUCACAGGCAGCUUGCUGUCCAACCCUCCGCUGACAGCCAUCAUCCGUAUGAUUCUCGAGACCUGUGAGCGAUUUGUCGCGCAGGCCGAGAGAUGGGGCGGAGACAUUCUACCUGAGCUCUUGUCCGAAGGUAGUCUGGCUGGCGGUGGCGAUGUGGGCAAGAUGGUCAAAGAAAGAAAAGUCAUCGUCGCAGAGGUCAACGAGACAUUGCACACGCUGCUUGGAACAUUCUACGAGCAGCUCUCGCUGUCCACGACACAGCAGCCAUUCUCGGCGACUGCGGACGCGUCAAAGUCGGUGCUAUAUAGCGUGAGCAUGGCGAACACGACUGGCUUCCACACGUUCCUCCGACCGAAGCGAGGACGGCGCCUCGAAGGGGACGACGAGGUUCGCCGACACGUGGAACGCCUGCUGUUGCGCCUGGACUUUAACGGUGGAUUCUCCAUGCCCAAAACGGGUGGUAAUGCAGGGUCAAAUGACGGCGAGGAGAUCUUGAAGCAGGGGGGCUUGACGUAG
Messenger RNA from Postia placenta MAD-698-R-SB12, 2382 nucleotides. RefSeq lists its product as hypothetical. NCBI's taxonomy places the organism in Eukaryota, Fungi, Basidiomycota, Agaricomycetes, Polyporales, Adustoporiaceae. Gene Ontology annotation, cellular component: centrosome; spindle pole; equatorial microtubule organizing center. The record is from RefSeq and is a predicted model, not a curated record. Gene Ontology annotation, biological process: meiotic cell cycle; mitotic cell cycle; spindle assembly. Gene Ontology annotation, molecular function: microtubule minus-end binding; gamma-tubulin binding. The annotation marks the transcript as partial. The transcript is spliced from 6 exons.